AUGGCUAUCCGAGAUUCUUCUAGCGCAUCAUUAAGCGCAAAUACAACAAAUAUUAAUACUAAGCCAUCACCGUCAUCAUCGCCCCCGUCAAAGGUAUCAGAUAACAUCAAGCCUGAAUCAUCAUCCUAUACUGCAAAGCCACUCUCUGAAUCUCCUAAUCAAAAAUGUUCGAAUUGUGGCACUAACAAAACCCCUCUUUGGAGGAGAGCUCCUGAUGGCACCUUGAUUUGUAAUGCAUGCGGUCUAUAUUAUAAGGCAAAUAAUUGCCACCGUCCAGUUAAUCUCAAACGGCCUCCAAAGUUUGUGAAAAUUGAUAAAAGCUCUAUAACAGAAAAUGGAAGCUGUGAAGGUGAUGGUCGGUGUAAUGGUACCGGUGGCACUGCUGCUUGCGAAGGAUGUCCCGUUUAUAACAACAGAGUUAUCAUUCCACUAAAUCACAAUCCAGAUAAUAGUAUGAGCAGCAAAAAUGAUUCCCAUGCGAACUCAGAAAAUGAAAUCGAUAUGAACUCUCAAGAGAAAAUAUAUCUUAAAAGUGAACCCGUUUCAAAGAAAUCAUCCCCGACGGUUGCACCAUCCCCAACGGUUCCGAAGGAAAACAAUGCCGGAAAUGAUGUUAUUGCUUCUGAUUCUUCGGUGGCUAUUGCUUGUGCUAAUUGUCAAACCACAAUUACACCACUUUGGAGAAGAAAUGAUUUAGGUGAAACCAUUUGUAAUGCGUGUGGGUUAUAUUAUAAGUUGCAUGGUUGUCAUCGUCCAAUAAAAAUGAAGAGCGGCAUAAUCAAGAGAAGAAAGAGAAAUAUAACCAACUCAGCACACAAUGUUGAUCAACAGGCUCUAGAUCAAACUCCAUCGCCUUCGGACGUGAUAAAACCACAUCAGCUGCGACAGGGAACUCCGACACCAUCGAAUAAGAUUGUGAACAAUGAACAUAAAAGGCCUAUUGAAUUGACGGACUUUGACUCACCAAGAAGGGUUUCUCCUCGACAGCAACCUGUUGAGCAAAGACCCGGGUUCCAAUUGCCGCCAUUAACAUCCAUAAUUGGUGGGCCUGUUACAACACCCUCAACUCUUGUAAGUCAUCACCAAAAACAUUUGCCCCCUCUUGCGUCGAUUAACGGUACCAAUAACCCUCAUCAAGGCGGUUACUCUUCAAGACCAUUUUCUCCACCUAUGCCAAUCAACAACCCACCAGAAACAUAUAUGGACCCAGCAUCAACGCGACAUUACCAAUCCACCAUGGUUGCUCCAAUUCCUCACUCUUAUGGAGUUCUCCUGCUGCCAUACUCCUAUGCUCCCCUAAAUGCAUCUCAUUUACAACCACCUGCUACAUUUCUGCAAGCUCCAGCCUCGUAUCCUCCUCCAAGAUCUCAUAGCACUGGUAUAACAGGUGUAGUGGCUGCUGCUACUAUUCAAAAACCACCAAACGCUAGUUCUGGAAACUCGCCAAGUAAUGGUGACUCUAAAGAUCCUCCAUUAUCAAAAAUGACAUCUUCAGAGAAUAGUGGUGAUUCGAGGGACAGGCACUUAAGCAUCAACUCCCUAUUGAAUAGAUGA
Molecule: messenger RNA, 1554 nt
Organism: Saccharomycopsis crataegensis
Lineage: Eukaryota; Fungi; Ascomycota; Saccharomycetes; Ascoideales; Saccharomycopsidaceae
Exons: 1
Coding region: 1-1554 (517 amino acids)
Biological process (GO): negative regulation of transcription by RNA polymerase II; positive regulation of transcription by RNA polymerase II
Molecular function (GO): RNA polymerase II cis-regulatory region sequence-specific DNA binding; zinc ion binding; DNA-binding transcription factor activity, RNA polymerase II-specific
Source: RefSeq, a predicted model, not a curated record